AUGGAGCGCUCUCGGCUCAAGGACGAAGGACCUCCGGGGGAUGGAGCUUACAGCUCAGUGUCGUCUCCAUCGACGCCCUCAGAGCAGGACAACCGCUUCUCCACCUACUACGAAGAGAAAGUUCCUAUCCCCGAGGAUGCAAACCAGAUGUUCAGUUUCCGGAAGCUGUGGGCGUUCACUGGACCCGGGUUCUUGAUGAGUAUUGCUUAUCUAGAUCCGGGGAAUAUUGAAUCUGAUCUGCAGUCUGGAGCUAAAGCAGGGUUUAAGCUCCUCUGGAUCCUGCUCGUGGCCACCAUCAUCGGGCUCCUGCUGCAGAGGCUUGCCGCUCGCCUGGGCGUGGUCACGGGGAUGCACCUGGCUGAAGUCUGCAACCGCCAGUAUUCAACCGUUCCACGCAUCAUCCUGUGGUUUAUGGUGGAGUUGGCCAUUAUCGGCUCAGACAUGCAGGAGGUGAUCGGCUGUGCCAUUGCCCUCAACCUCCUCUCAGUGGGCAGGAUCCCGCUGUGGGGAGGUGUCCUCAUCACGAUCACAGACACAUUUGUGUUCCUCUUUUUAGAUAAAUACGGUCUGAGGAAACUUGAAGCUUUCUUUGCCUUUCUCAUCGCUGUGAUGGCCAUAAGUUUUGGUUAUGAAUAUGUUUUGGUGAAGCCGGACCAGGGGGAGCUCCUGAAGGGGAUGUUUGUGCCGUACUGCUCCGGCUGUGGCCCGGUGCAGCUGGAGCAGGCCGUGGGCAUCGUGGGCGCCGUCAUCAUGCCUCACAACAUUUACCUCCACUCGGCUCUCGUCAAGUCCCGAGACGUGGAUCGUAAAAACAAGAGGGAAGUUAAAGAAGCCAACAAGUAUUUUUUCAUCGAGUCCAGUAUUGCGCUGUUCGUCUCCUUCCUCAUUAACGUGUUCGUGGUAGCGGUUUUUGCCGAGGCCUUUUACAAUAGAACCAAUGAUGACGUGCUUCAACAAUGCAAUCAAACAGGAAGUCACUUUAAUUACUCAAAGUUAUUUCCUUCCAAUGGAACUCUGGAGGUGGAUAUCUACAAAGGGGGCGUGGUGUUGGGCUGUUUUUUCGGUCCAGCUGCUCUCUACAUUUGGGCCAUCGGGAUCCUCGCUGCAGGACAGAGCUCCACCAUGACUGGGACAUACUCCGGACAGUUCGUUAUGGAGGGCUUCUUGAACCUACGUUGGUCUCGUUUCGCUCGUGUCCUGCUCACUCGGUCCAUCGCCAUCGCGCCCACUCUCCUCGUGGCCAUUUUUCAGGACGUUCAACAUUUAACAGGAAUGAACGACUUCCUCAACGUGCUCCAGAGCAUGCAGCUUCCAUUUGCUCUGAUCCCAAUUCUCACCUUCACCAGCGUCUCCACCAUCAUGAACGACUUCGCCAACGGACUGAUUUGGAAAGUGUUUGGUGGUGUCCUGACCCUGGUGGUCUGUGCCAUAAACAUGUAUUUUGUGGUGGUGUAUGUAACGAAUCUGGACAACACGGCGCUCUACGUGGUGGCGUCGCUGCUGUCCGUGGCCUACCUCCUCUUCGUGGGUUAUCUGGUGUGGCACUGCCUGGUGUCUCUGGGGCUGUCGUGUCUGGACUUCAGGAGCUCGGUAAGACACUCUGAGCUGGAGGAGGAGGAGGAGACUGAUGCAGCUUCUUAA
This is a messenger RNA of Knipowitschia caucasica, 1641 nucleotides long. NCBI's taxonomy places the organism in Eukaryota, Metazoa, Chordata, Actinopteri, Gobiiformes, Gobiidae. The record is from the annotation of a GenBank genome assembly.